UCCACGACGAAACCAACUCACCAACUGCUCUGCCUCUCGCGCAUAAUUGCUUCGCCUGCCGCCCAUUCAUCCAGCUCGGACCGGACUGACCGCAACAUCUCUCGUAAAAGUACGUAGUACUAGGAUUUCGAUAGCUUGCUACACCUGCAAACACCCAGCUGCUGCUAGCUUCCUCCUCCCGAGAGAGACUGAUCGAUCGAUCGAUCGCGACGCGCGCGCACGCCCACAGCAAGAGGAGAGGAGGGAACAGAGAGAGCCGCCGCGCCGUAGAUUGUGGGUGGACGACGCGCGCGCGAGCGGCGCGAGGGUUUUUUAAGCCGACCAGUCUCACCCCGGCAUGCGUUUGCGUUUCUCUCCUGCCUCCUGCUGCUGCCGCGACCGACCAAAUGGCUCCUGCAGUUGCCUCCUCGCCGUCGCUGCUCUCGCCGCCGCCGCUUCUUCCAAGCGUCCGGCCGAUUCCGACGCUGUCCCGCUCAUCGUCUCCUCGCCGCCGCCGCCGCCGCACCACCAGGGAGAUCAGGAGGCGUCGAACAAGAGGCAGAAGAAGCAGCAGCUGGAGUGCCCGCGCUGCCGAUCCACCAACACCAAGUUCUGCUACUACAACAACUACAGCACGUCGCAGCCGCGCCACUUCUGCCGCGCCUGCCGACGCUACUGGACGCACGGGGGCACGCUCCGCGACGUGCCGGUCGGCGGAGCCUCCCGCCGCGGGGGUGGCAGCAAGCGCCGCAGGGUCUCCGCCGACGCCGAGCCGUCCUCGACGUCGCCGCUACCGACGACGACGGACGCGUGCGCCGACCUCCCUGCCGGCUUCCCGUUCCUCAGUGACGGGGCCUUCCUGCCGCCAUUCGGUCUCGCCGGCGUUGCACCGGCUGCGUUCUCUUGGCCGCCGGCUGUCCCUGAUCUCUAUAACUGCGUGCUCGCACCGUGGGACGAUGGAACGGCCGUCGCCGGCGCGGCGUGGGACACCUUCACCGACAUCACCGGCCUUGAUCUCAGCUGGCCGCCGCCGGGUAACUGAUGAUGACAUGACACAGCUGGUUGCUCGUGUUUUGGAGGCUCUGGUUUUAGCAUAGCAGCCUCAUAAUAGUGUUCAUCGAAGUAUGUUUUGGUGAGCUAGGGAUAUAAUUAUGGGAAUGUAAGCAGCUUAAUUCUCCAACGCGUUUGCUGUUUUCUUUUCUCAUGCAUGCUUGCACAAUGAUCAAUGAUGUGGUGACAAUCAUUAGAACCAGUGAAUCGUGAUUUGUAGCUGGAAAAUGUUACUAUGUGCAGUGUUAAUGACAAUAAAAGUUUGUUGCCAUGAAGAUUCUA
Messenger RNA from Oryza brachyantha (malo sina), 1311 nucleotides. Its product is annotated as dof zinc finger protein DOF1.4-like. The record is from RefSeq and is a predicted model, not a curated record. Lineage: Eukaryota; Viridiplantae; Streptophyta; Magnoliopsida; Poales; Poaceae. Gene Ontology annotation, biological process: regulation of DNA-templated transcription. Gene Ontology annotation, molecular function: DNA binding; DNA-binding transcription factor activity.